Messenger RNA from Suillus bovinus, 2540 nucleotides. RefSeq lists its product as uncharacterized. The transcript has 3 exons. NCBI's taxonomy places the organism in Eukaryota, Fungi, Basidiomycota, Agaricomycetes, Boletales, Suillaceae. The record is from RefSeq and is a predicted model, not a curated record. The coding region runs from base 43 to 2367 and encodes 774 amino acids.
UUUAAAGUUGAGCUCAAUCGUGUAUUUGUUGCCUUCAGCUCCAUGACUUUCUUCUUGCGAUAUUCAUUAUUAACCCUUCUCAAACUAUUACAAUGGGCACCUCUGCUGGCGACCCUGGAUCCGUUCAGUUCUGUUCGGACCAUCGACGGAGACUCUGCGGUCCUCGAGAGACACAAUAACUUCCUGUGGCCAAACCCUCCAGCAAAUUAUCUUGCCGCCGGAUUUGCCUCAAGCAAUAGAAGCAGUCGUAUUUCCGCUAAUGACCACCAUUCUCCCCCGUCUUCCUCCACUCUCACAUAUGCACUCUUGAUCUCCCAGCACAAACACUAUUUUUCAAAUUUUGUGGACUCUCUAGCUCUGUUGUACUCUGACCAGUUGACUUAUUUUAACAGCGGUUUUUGCAGCAUCCUGGUCUUGGUUGCCCUCAACUUUGGUCUCAUAUGUCUCUAUCCUGUUACUCGCCUCCAGUCUAAAAACAAGAUUCGACCGGUACUCCUAUCGUGUGGUAGCCUCGAAACUAUCUUUCCUAGGGAUAGCGAAUAUCCAAGUGCAGCUAUUUCGCGCGAGCUAUCUGGGACCGGCGAAUCUACAGAUGGGACGGAGAGUGUAUGCGUCACUCCCGACCAAGAAGCGUACAACGGCGAUCCAGGUUUUCUUGCUACACAACAAUACAUUUUGCGAGCUCCCAACAAACGUACCUUACACGAGGAUCUGGAGAGUCCCAAACUUAUGGGUGCAGCCUCACACCUAUAUAACAGUCGAUAUGUACUGCCACAUGAAACAACUAGCAAUCAUAGUGAUACCGAACGCACACCGAGUCAAGAGUCUGAGUCCUGCGAUAAUCCAGCGUCCCUGGACGUCCCACCUUCCCUCAAAUCGUCGAGCUCUGCGGGUUUUGAACUUAACAUCCACAAUAGUAAGCCCCAGGACCCACGCCAACCCUCACGCCUGGCGCAUCUCGUCCGUAACUUCCCGCCACUAGCUGAGGCUGUAUCUCAUGAAAAAGCAAUACCCCACGAUGCGCAUCGGCCAGCUCGCAAGCAUGAUGGUGCAACUCACCAUGGCGACCUCCAAAUGACUAUACCUGCAAGGCCCAAUCAUGACGAACACCUUUCCGUUUCAAGUAGCCAAGCUUCUUUUUCAUCGAUGGUUUCCCGAAAGCGAAGCUGGUCUUAUGCGACUGGGAUCGGUGUCGAUUUCGAGGAAGACAGUGAUUCAAGUUGCGAGGAAGGAUCUUUCUGCAGCGAGUCGCCAGGGGAUCAAUUGGCUCUCGGAUUAUCUUCACCACAAUCCAUUGACAAGAACGAGAAUCACGUCACAUCCUGUCUUUCACAGUCAACGUCCAGACGCGAUAAUAUACUAGGGUGCGGCUCUUUUUGUGAUUCGGAACCCACAGCUAUGCCAUUCGAUAUGCACCGCCGCAGUGCCAGCACGCCGGUCCCUUCUAGCCGGGGCAAUGAACAUUCAUCACAUGGACUUGUCGCCACCGAGGUUAAACAGGGCGACAAUCCGUCAAGUGGAACAGAACAUAAAUUUGAUGGACCAGAUUCAUUCUGGGAGGCAGCUGUGCAAGAGAGAUUGAGAGUCACCGCCACCUUUACGACUUCAGAGCCGCUCAAACCGAAGGGUGCCAGGACAACAUUUGAUCUGUCUCAAACUGCCGUCACUGAUAACGACCAACCCGACAAAAAUAUUUCGAGCGGGUCCGCGGCUCGCUCGCCCCCCUGGUCUAUUGUUGCGCAAAAGAAACUGUGUGUCCAGACUUCACCGCAACAGUUCGAUUCCGGCGAAACACAGGAUCAGCCCCCUGACGACAAUGUUGUACCAAAGUCGGGGACGUCGGGGUUGGCUUCCAAUCAAGCUGACAGUUUGACCCUACGUUCAGGCGCUUAUGCGAAGUAUGUUCCCCCGCAACGGCGUGUGGCCGGCGAGCUUGUCUAUACUGUCUCACAGCAGACAAAACCCACGUCGCGUCGUUCGGAGCGCAUGAAAUUUGGAUUUUCGUCGCCUAUGUUGGAAACCAGAUCUCAUUCGUCUACCUUGUCUCCUUGGAGUCCGUUCGCACCACACGAAUUUCUCUCUCCCACUUCAGAAGCAAUCGCGUGGAAGCGUGGUGCGCUUUACUUGGCAAAUCCUCCACCAAACGAAUUUGCACAUAUUGAUGAAAUCGGAAACGAGAAAUCUUGGUAUGCAAAAACUAAUUUGAAGGCGGCAGACCCAGACGACUGGUUGUUAGGCAACGUUACGGAGAAGCAUGUUGGGGGAAAACGAACAGUGAAGGAGGGAUAUCAAGUAGAUGCUCAUACAUCUCCGCAGCAGCGCUGUCAUGGCCUGUGGAAGAACGGUCACCGUCGAUGUGAAACAUGAUGAAGAUGAAGCUUUCCCCCUUGAAUGCUACGUGAAUUUUAAUGUUUUUUUUUCUACGUAUUUGAUUUGUCCAGUGACCAUAUGGUAGUUUUGAUAGUUGUGGACUCGUGCUGUGUCAUAGGUGACAUUCGGCUAUAGGCGUUUCCAUUCUACGUCAUUAUGCCAUGUCCUAC